Messenger RNA from Cryptomeria japonica (Japanese cedar), 1775 nucleotides. RefSeq names its product E3 ubiquitin-protein ligase PIB1. Lineage: Eukaryota; Viridiplantae; Streptophyta; Pinopsida; Cupressales; Cupressaceae. Gene Ontology annotation, cellular component: ESCRT-0 complex. The record is from RefSeq and is a predicted model, not a curated record. Gene Ontology annotation, molecular function: ubiquitin binding; metal ion binding; phosphatidylinositol-3-phosphate binding. The transcript is spliced from 10 exons. The coding region runs from base 282 to 1163 and encodes 293 amino acids. Gene Ontology annotation, biological process: protein targeting to vacuole; protein transport to vacuole involved in ubiquitin-dependent protein catabolic process via the multivesicular body sorting pathway.
UUUUAUUAUUAUCAUUUUUUCUCCCUGCAAUGUAGUGAUAGAUCCCAAGCUCACUGUUUUGGAAACAAACAUCGAUUAUAAAUUAAGCAAACUCGUGUAUUUUUGGGAGGCAUUUGUCUGGUUCUGUUGUGGAAGUCAAAAAAGCCUUGAUUAAUCUCAAUAUACAUGACCCUGUCAAAAUUGUAGCAGGAAAAAGACACUGCAUUCAUUUACACGGAUACCGAUUGGUUGCUCCGAAAAAAUGAUGGAACCUCCGCCAUUCGAAGAGGCCUUGCGAUGUGAUGUCUGCAAAUGCAGUUUUAAUGCUUUCAGGCGUCGUGUAUGAUCUCCUUGCCCCUCAUCAUUGCCGUUGCUGUGGGAGGACUUUGUGUAAUGAGCAUUCAUCAAAGCAAAUUCCACUGCCACAGUUUGGAAUACAUUCUGCUGUUAGAGUAUGCAACGACUGUUUCAACAAUUCUACACACUCAUCAAAUGUAAAUACAGAGACUGUUUCCAAUGACAUUGAUGUUGUGGCCUCAAGCGACAUUGGUGCAGCAGCAUUCAAUGACAGUGAUACUGCUGUAACUAACUUUUCUAGAUUGGACUUGAAUGAGGAUAAUGUUAAAGACUCCAAAUCCCAGAAUAUUUCUCAGUCCGUUGAAUGCAAAUGUGGUAUGCCAUUAUGCAUAUGUCAAGCUCCAUCUCUUCCUCAGGUACAGCCAGUAGUGCCCCCAACAUCUAAUUAUCAGCGUCCCAAAAAGCUUUCAAAUAUCCAACAGGGUUCAUCUAAUGCUAGCUCAAAGUCAUCUGCAAGCUCUUCUGGAAGCAGUAAAUCAAGUGUAUUUUUCAAUAGUGGGCAAAUGACCAAUGGAACCAUGGAAACAAAUUCCAAAGAUUAUGAAACCAGUGGAGAGGGUUUGCGGGAGGCUAUCAAGAAUGGUGAUGUAUCUGCUGUAAAAGAGCUUCUAAUGCAGGGUGUGGAUGCUAACUAUUGUGACAAGCAGGGAAUGUCUCUAUUACAUUUGGCUACAGUUUUUAAUCACACAGAAAUCACAUUUAUUCUUAUGAAUGCCGGAGCUAAUGUAGAUGCAAAGAAUGCUCAAGGAGAAACUCCACUUGAUUGUGCACAGACUAUGCUACAAUAUAAAAUGCAUCAGAAAAUGCAAGAAGCUGGUCAUAGGUAGUGACCAGUUCAUGGCUCUUUCUGUAUAACCAGCUUAAAUGCUUUCUAAGCAUACAGCAGUUUUGCUCUUCUGUAAAUGUUUUAUUGUUACCCGUGUGUAAUAUAUAGUUCCAUUGGUUUACAAUUCGGAAGAGCUUACAAAAUUAAGAUGAUUGCCACUUGUACAUGACUAAUGUAACAAAUUACUUGCAACUUACACAUCUAGGUGAAAACUGUCCAUCCUGAUCUUAAAGUUGCAAUUCCUAAACUUCAAGUGGCGCUGAAAGGUCAGGCUCUGAGUUAGGUUUGUUCAUGAAAGAUUCAUAUAACUGCAGAUAAUCCACAGUAAUUGGAAGUUGAGGCAUGAGAGUUGGAUAUUAUAGAAUCAUAGAUUAUUGUGUAUGUUUGGUUUGUGGUUGAUAUGCAGAUUUUUGGGUGAAACACUUUUCGGGUCUAUGUUCCAUUUGAUUGGGUUUUGUUAUCAUGUACAUCUCAUCUAUUAGGUGGGCUAUAUGUGGAGAAUAAAUACUUUAGGUGGGCUAUAUGUGGAGAAUAAAUACUUUUUCACUUAUUUAGAGACAUGAUGUGGAACUUCAGUUUAAUUUAUAUUAUAUUCUCGUGUAAGUUUCUGAGA